Messenger RNA from Meriones unguiculatus (Mongolian gerbil), 6224 nucleotides. RefSeq names its product sterile alpha motif domain containing 5 (gene Samd5). The record is from RefSeq and is a predicted model, not a curated record. The transcript has 2 exons. Bases 1 to 522 code for a protein of 173 amino acids. NCBI's taxonomy places the organism in Eukaryota, Metazoa, Chordata, Mammalia, Rodentia, Muridae. Gene Ontology annotation, molecular function: protein binding.
AUGUGCACCAACAUAGUUUACGAGUGGCUGAAAGCGUUACAGCUCCCGCAGUACGCCGAGUCCUUCGUGGAUAAUGGCUACGAUGACCUGGAAGUGUGCAAGCAGAUUGGAGACCCGGACCUGGACGCCAUCGGGGUGCUGGCUCCCGCGCACCGCCGGCGCAUCCUGGAGGCUGUGCACCGGCUGCGGGAGCAGGACGCGGCCGCCGCGGGCCUCUAUUUCACGCUCGAACCGCAGCCGGUGCCACCCGCACCGCAGGUGGACGCGGUGCCCCCAGGCCGCCGGGGGGAGCCGUGUGGUGGCUCAGCCCAGGGCACUCGCGGGGACCCCUGUGGCCAGGCUAGCGCUCCCCGCAGCAGGGAGCUGGUGAGCUACCCUAAGCUGAAGCUGAAGAUCAUGAUCCGGGAUAAGCUGGUCCGCGACGGCAUCCACCUGAGCAAGCCCCCGUACUCGCGCAAGGUCCCAAUGGCCGGCAUCCUAGAGUACUUAAUGAAUUGGCCGAAGUCAUCACAGAACCGCUAGAUAUCAUUUUUGAGAGCCCGUGGAGGACUGAUGAGGUGCUGAAGACUGGAAAAGGGCAUAUUUAGAACCUUCUUUCACAAAGGGAACUGGAUGGUGACUCUGGAAACACUCAUCAGCUUAACUUUUGCUUGGAAAAUUCUGGAAAAAUCAACUUAGUAAGCAAAGCAACUCACUUGUAGUAGUUAGUAAUAAGGCAGCAGCAUACCACCCAUAUAUCCUGAACUUGGUUUUAAAAAGACCCUCCAUGUGGAAAGGAGUUCGAUGUACAUCUCUUGGAAUUUCUCUCCUUUGCUCUUUGACAUUUUCAUCAUAAUAUAAGGGUUGACUAAGACUUAUGGGUAAUUUCUAGUUUUAAGUAUACUAUAUAAAAGUAAGUUUCUUAUAAUAGCUAAUUAAUUAUAUCAUUUUCAAAUUAGUCUCUAUCUUGAGAACUUCCAUUUUGUAUUUUAACAUACAUGCUAGUUUAUUUCAUAUAGGGCCCUGUUUUCAUCAAGUUAUGAUAUUUCAUAUAAUUCUAUAUAAACUAGUUUGGUGAAGGAACUCUUAUUUUAGGUACUUUAUGUAAUGAUUUCACAUAUAAGUGUAGCCCCAACACGGACAGAUUAAGGAAGAAAUUAUUUUAUUAAAAUGUAAUCUAGUAGAGGUAUGACUGUUACAUUAGGAGUACCAUGUUUUGAUACAUGUGAGCUGUUUACACACUUCUUCGCUUGGAGACUUCCUCAAGCCUCCCCUCUCCCCUUCCCAAGUUACCUUGUCUCAUCUCUCCUUCAGUGUGCUUUGGAUACCAGUCUGGGGCAGGGAAGUGGGCAGUAAAGGUGUGUGUGUGGAAACCUGGAGGGUUUUUGUUUUUCUUUCUUUCUCAUCAUUAUUCCCUCUGGGUGUCAGUAGUCUGAUUUUCUACUGAGAAAAUGCAGCCAGGACAAUGGAGUCUAAACUUAGUUGAGAGAAAGCUACGGAUGUUUUACUAGUGUUAAUUAGCUGGGGCUGGCAAGUUUUGAGAGGCCCCUCUCUCCCCAGCUGUACCGUAUGGUGGACUCAUCCCUCCACUCCUCGGAAGCACAGCAGAGAUGCAAGCUUCUGUCACUAUAAUUACGGACAAGGACAGGAAAUUCAUAAAGGCAAGAGACUGACACCCACCUUGUCUCUGGGAAUAGGCAGGCAAUUAAGAGGGGAUCAGAUCUCCAGAGGCAUUCGUGGCAUAACACUGUUUUUAAAAUCUAAAGUUUAGACACUUGAGCUGCCUUUAGAGAUGAACUGAGGCUCCGUGCAAAGCCUUUCUCAAGCUUAAACACGAAUGUGAGGGAAAUUAAAUUCUGAGAGCAUGCGUGAGUUUCCCCUUAUGUGCCACAUACAAAACUGCUCAUCGUCUUUUCAAAUGAGCUGGUCUUUAAGAUACCUGUUAGAAUUUUUUUAAGAGGUGUAGGUGCCUGUAUAGAUUACUGAUAUGAUUUAUUGUGAUAAUAAAUGACUUCCAGGUUGAGACCUCAUUUCCAGGUGCCGCAUCUGUGGCAGAUUUAUUUUACAGAUGCACAUUUGCAUGUAUUUGUUGAACUGUGGCUACCAAAGACCCAAUUUCUGAAAAAUCUAUUAUUUUCCCCAGAGGCAAUAGAAUAAAAUCCUCUGCAACCAAAAAGGGCACUUAGGUCCUUUCAGGUUUUAUUUUCUAUUUGAAUGAUGUCCGACUUUAAUUAUUUGGCUAAAUUUAAAUCUUGGCUCUAUGCCACUAUUGGAAUUUGAAAUUAACAAUAAUCUACCUGAAUUAUGAGUCACAAGUUAGGAUGGUUGAAUAGCCAGUGGGUCUGAAAGACUUCUUAGGUGAAUCAAGAAGAAUAAAGUUUGGAGAAGAGAAUCAAACUUCUAAAAACUCGCUAAGUCCUUUGUAUGAAAUCAAGACAGGGUAAGGCAGCACAUCAAAGGAAUUCUGAAAGCUGAAUUGCAUCUGCAGGGACUUAUCUUUAAGAAGAGUCAAUUCUCACUGUUUUUUUUUCCUUUUACAUAAACACUGAUGAUUUCCUUAAUAAUAUCUGAAUGUAAAACAUGAAAAUAUGACAGCAAGACUCAAGUCUUGAUCAUGUUGAUUCAUAGUUCUCUGAAAAUUAAGUCAAAAGUGAUAGGGUUUUAUUUUAUAAUAUUGAGAGGUUUAAAGAUUAAUAGCAGUUUUUUCAUAAAAAAAUUGGGAGUGUAUGAAGAAAUAUUAUUCAUGCAAAAUGUUGCUUUAAUAUGUAUGGUGGCAUUCAUUCAUAAUCCCAGCAAAGAGCCCAAUAAAGAAAUCAGAACAAAAAAGCUAAAGUAGGAAGGACUGUGGAGGUAGCGCAGUUAGUAAAAUUUGUGCCAUACCUCCAUGAGGACCAGUGUUUGGCCCUAGAACCUACAAAAAAAAAAAAAAAAAAAAAGCCAUGUGUGGUGGUAGGUACUUACAUCACCAACGUGGGGGAAAAAGAGAGAGCAGGGUCCCUGGGGCUUGCUGGCUGGCCACCCACACCUACUUGGUGGGUUACAGGCCCUGUGUUGAAGCAAUCAAAACAGAAAAACCAAAACAAGGUGUGCCUGUAGAGGUACACCUGAGGCUGACCUCUGGCCUCCACAUGGCUAUGCACGUAAACACAUACACACACAUACAUACACACACUAUGAGAGAGAGAGAGAGAGAGAGAGACAGAUAUUUAUUUCUGGACUUAAGGAAAAUAACAAUUUAAGGGAAGAAUAAACUCUCAGGGGGAAAAAUCCUGCUCAAGUGUUGGCUCUCCUGUAGUUUCUCAGUCCAGAGGAUCAAGUAGUUCCUUAGAUGAGAGAACUCUGUAACAUGGUUGCUAAUUUGAACUACAGAAUAGCAGUGAGCAGUGAGUUUUUCCUUUGAAAUUACACAAAUUGUAGUUCAAGAUCUAGAAUUAUCCCAGGAGUCUUUCCUGUGGUGAUGCUGCUUGGUGCAUGAGCUUGAGGAAUCAUUGCAAAUAAUUCUGAAACUUAAAGCUUCUUUUCUCUUCUCCAUAAAAUGGCAAAAAUAAGUAUCUCCUCUACUCCUUAAGAGGCUUAAGCCGUCUACAGUUUAUAUUCUCAGUCUUUGGCUCAGGCAUGGCAUUAGCAGGCACUGACUGUCUCUCAUCCCACCCUCUUCCUGAAGUUCAGUUAUUUUCUUCAUUUCCUCUUAUGUGGAAGAGAUUACCUUAAAACCAACUAGAGAAUUCAAGUACACAUUGACAUGUCCUGCUGCUGUCUGUUAUGUAAGUCCUUUUGCUUUCUUUCAGGGCUCAGAAAAGCUACCUUGUGCUGUCACAAUAGGAGUUCAGCAAAUGAUUAGAGUCUGAAUGAAGAGAAUCUGACUUAACUACAAUAGGCUAGGGAGAUUGGCCCAGUCAGGAAGAUGCCUUGCAAGCACACAGGGCUGAGUUAGACCCCGCAAUCCUCAUUUACAAAGGACAUCAUGGUGGCCAGUACUUAUCAGCCAGUGCUGGGAAGGUGGAUACAAUUGGAUCCCUGGAGUUAGCCUGGUCUGCUUUAGCCCCGGGUUAGUGAGAAACCCUCUCUUUGGUUCUGACACACACAUAAGGUGAAUGGCAUCUGAGGCACAACAUGUGAGGUUGCCCUCUGGCUUGCACACACACGCAUACACACAAAGUGAUCAAGUUCAUAAAUGCCACCACUUGUCUCAUCUGGAGAAGCUGUCAUAUAUACAGAUAUUUUGUUAGCGUUCCUGCUUUUCUAACAGCUUCAGGUAUAUGAAAUCAGGGCAUGAAUAUGGCAGAUGUGUGUCGUCCUAUGUUGCACAAAGUAAGAGGGCAAGUGACUUCACCUCAUCACCGUGUCUGUGAUGAGUCCGGCCAAGGGAUGAUGCAGAGGAUGAAUCAACCAGCUCUUUUCUAAGCUGUCAGGAGAGGCCAGUCAUAGCAGUGAGCAGAGACACCUGCCUCAGAAGUGGCAUCAGCAUGUCCGAAUAUUUUAUCAUUAAGAGCGUGAGUGUUGUAAACAGUUCCCUUGAGCAGGGGGUUAAAGAACAACAAAGAGAGAUGUUAAAGAGGUAAGAUGCAGGGGCAAUGUUUCCCUCCUACUGAAUGCGAGUGACAUCUAAGCUCGUAUGAAAGUCGUCUGUCCUGGCAGGUGAACUAUUCCACACUUUCGAGGAUCUAGGUGAGUCUAAGUGGAAUAUUAGAGCCAGGGACAUAAGCAUGAAAUGAAGACUCCAUCUCCAAUGGCCAAAUCUCAGUCCCAACCAAGUGGCAAGAACUGGGAAUGUUUUUACGUGAGAUAAGUUGGUAACGUAGAAUAAAACAGGAGUGUGUACAUAGAUGCUUUGUGAAGCACUGUCAGGUUGCCCAGAGCAAAGCAAGCUAUGCUUUGGUUUCUAGAAUAUUCUGAUUUUAUUCUUAUAAUGGGUCUUAUUGUUAAUUACACAUUCCUACAUCAGAUAUUCUGUAGUAUUAGAUUCUUGACUUUAAAAUCAUUUGGUGCUUUGUAUGAAUUUCUAAUGAGAUAGAAUCCAGUAAUUCCCUUGCACAAUCACCAAUUACUAGUUUAGAUAUUUCUAUUACAUGCAAAGGGAGGGAAAAAAGGCAGGUAACUUAGAAAAAUGAUCAAGCUUACUUUUCUCUCUUUACUUAUCAAAAUAGAUAUUUUCUUUUAAAGUUAUCUAAUUUCUAGAAAUAAAGUUUCAUAUUUUAUUGUUCUGUAAAGAUACAGUUUAAGAAAAUAAGUGGUUAAGUUCCACAAUAAGAGCUGUGUGAUAUUUAUUUUCUCUCUUUUCCUUUAUUUUUCAAAAAAAAGUUUUUAACAGUUUUUCUCAAAUUUCUUCCACUAGGCCAAAAUCCAAUUAUAGAACUUCUGAACAUUUAAAGUGGACAUUUUUUAUAGAUAUAUACUGUAUAAUGCCUUUUCUUAGAUUAAUUUUUCUUAUUCCUAAAAUAAAAACAAGAAGAUGGCAUGUUAAGUGAGACCAAUGUGAGACAGUUUACCAUUCAUCGUGGCUGCUAUCCUGUUAGAUGAACAUGUUAUGAGAUACAAGUUGGCUCAUUAAAGUCAUUCAUUCAAAACUUGUCUCCAUAUAGAAGUUUGUCCCAACACUUGAGAGGUAGAGGCAGGUAGAUCUCUGUGAGUUUGAGGCCAGCCUGGUCUACAAAGUGAGUUCCAGGAUAGUCAAGGCUACACAGAUUAACUCUGUCUUGAAAAAAAAAGUUGUCCCCAUGUAGAAGUUUGUGCAUGGGGCUGAGAAGUCAACAUGGUCUUUCUGAGUCAGUGGUCCUCAACCUUUCUAACCUGAGACCCUUUAAUACAGUUCCUUAUGUUUUAUGACCCACAACCAACCAUAAAAUUAUUUUCCUUGCUACUUCAUAACUACUUUUGCUACUGUUGUGAAUUGUAUUGUAAAUACCCAAUAUGCAGUAUGUCUGACAUGCGGCCCCUGUGAAAGGGUCUCCCCUCCCAAUGCUGUUGUGACUUACAGGUUGAGAACCACUCUAACUGGUCAAAAAAAAAAAAAAGAUUUUUCUGAUUGAAAAUCUCCUUUUGGAUUUGUAAACAUAAUGACAGAAUAACAUUUUCCUCUUUCAGUUGUUUUGUUUUUGUUUUGUUUUGUUUUUAAUGGAGAGACUGUAUGUGGCAAGUCGGUGAAGAGCCUAAUUGGGACAUCAUUGUGAACUAUGUCAUAUAUGUAGCAUUGUGAUUUGCAAACAUAUGUUUCUCCUUCAAUAAAUGUCACAGCUUUCACAGCA